AGGGAUUGAGGGAGGAUGGGAAAGGGGGUUGACGGGGGGGAGAGGGAGUGGGGAGGCAGGAUAGCCUGUGAUAAUUAUCCCUCUGCCUCCCGAGGCAUUGAUGGAUACAGCUUUAGAGAUCUCUCUCUCUCUAACCAUCUCUCUCUCUCUAACCAUCUCACUCUCUCUCUCUCUCUAACCAUCUCACUCUCUCUCUCUUUGUCUAUAGCGAUUAGGAGGAAGGAGAAUGGCUGGUAUGACGAAGAACAUCCCCUUGUCUUCCUCUUCCUCGGCUCCUCUGGAAUCGGUAAGACUGAGCUGGCCAAACAGGUGGCUCGUUAUAUGCACAAGGACCUGAAAAAGGGAUUCAUCCGCAUGGACAUGUCCGAGUUCCAGGAGAAGCACGAGGUGGCUAAAUUCAUAGGUUCUCCUCCAGGUUAUGUUGGUCAUGAAGAGGGAGGUCAGCUGACUAAACAGUUGAAGGCGUAUCCCAAUGCCGUGGUUCUAUUUGACGAGGUGGACAAGGCCCACCCAGACGUACUGACCAUCAUGCUACAGCUGUUCGAUGAGGGCCGUCUUACAGAUGGGAAGGGGAAGACCAUUGAGUGUAAGGACGCCAUCUUCAUCAUGACCUCAAACGUGGCCAGUGACGACAUCGCUCAGCAUGCAUUGCAGCUCCGCCAGGAGGCCCAGGAGCUCAGCCGCAGGAAACUGGCCGACAACCUGGACGAUGUUCAGAAGAGGGAUGAUGUCACCAUCUCCAGGCAGUUUAAGGACGCUGUAAUUCGCCCUAUUCUGAAGGCCCAUUUCCGGAGGGAUGAGUUUCUGGGGCGGAUCAAUGAGAUUGUCUACUUCCUGCCGUUCUGCCCCUCUGAACUACAGCAGCUUGUCAGCAAAGAGCUCAACUUCUGGGCCAAGAAGGCGAAGCAGAGGCAUGACAUCACUCUGCUGUGGGACCGCCCUGUUCUGGACCUGCUGGCUGGAGGUUACAACCUGCACUACGGAGCUCGUUCCAUCAAACAUGAGGUGGAGCGGAGGGUGGUCAACCAACUGGCAGCAGCCUAUGAGCAGGAGCUCCUUCCUAAGGGCUGCACCCUCCGCCUGUCUGUCCACUCAGAGGACAGGGGCGGGGCCGAGGGGCAGGAAGGGCUGGAGCAGGGCGUACCCAGUCUGCGUCUGGAGGUAGUGGGGAAGGACAGCACAGCACGGACGCUGGACAUACGCCCUCCUCUCAGCCCCGAUCACUAACACACAGCACCCACUGUGUAUAUAUACUCUGGGGUCUACUGUCGUCACAUCACCUCAUAAUAACCUAUCACCUCAUAAUAACCUAUCACCUCAUAGUCAUGAGUUGGUUUUCAUGGAGUUAAUUAAGCAAUAAGGCCCAAGGAGGUGUGGUAUAUGGCCAAUAUACCAUGGCUAAGGGCUGUUCUUAAGCACGACGCAACAUGGAGUGCCUGGACACAGCCCAUAGCUGUGGUAUAUUGGUCAUAUAUCACAAACCCCUGAGGUGCCUUAUUGCUACUUUAAACUGGUUACCAACGUAAUUAGAGUAGUAAAAAUAUUGUUUUGUCAUACCCAUAGUAUACGGUCUGAUAUACCACGGCUGUCAGACGAUCAGCUUUCAGGGCUCGAACCACCCAGUUUAUAAUGUAAAAUAAAACACGUCUCAUAAGAAACACA
This is a messenger RNA of Oncorhynchus kisutch (coho salmon), 1662 nucleotides long. RefSeq names its product ClpB family mitochondrial disaggregase. Gene Ontology annotation, cellular component: cytoplasm; mitochondrion. Gene Ontology annotation, molecular function: ATP hydrolysis activity; ATP binding. The coding region runs from base 16 to 1227 and encodes 403 amino acids. Gene Ontology annotation, biological process: cellular response to heat. Lineage: Eukaryota; Metazoa; Chordata; Actinopteri; Salmoniformes; Salmonidae. The transcript has 9 exons. The record is from RefSeq and is a predicted model, not a curated record.